Cyanistes caeruleus (blue tit) is the source of this 724-nucleotide messenger RNA. The record is from RefSeq and is a predicted model, not a curated record. Lineage: Eukaryota; Metazoa; Chordata; Aves; Passeriformes; Paridae.
AUGUGCCCCACACUGAGCCCCCUGUGCCCCGUGUCACCGCUGGGGACAGGGACAGCCCCGUGUCACCGCUCCCACACUGAGCCCACUGUCCCCACAGGGCCCAGGCUGCGGGUGCCGGUGGACGAGGACACGCCGGGGGACGCGGCGCUGAAAGGGCUGGGCCUUGGCAACCCCUGCUUCAAGGACACCGACCCCGAGAUGGGCAAGGGUGACAAGGACAAGGGUGGCAAGGACAAGGGUGACAAGGACAAGGGUGGCAAGGACAAGGACAAGAAGAAGGACAAGAAGAACAAGAACAGGGGCAAGAACAAGGACAAAGACAAGGACACGGACACAGACACGGACACAGAUAUGGACAUGGACAUGGGCAGGGACACAGGCAGGGACACAGAUGUGGACAAGGACAAGGACACGGACAUGGGCAGGGAUACGGACACGGACAAGGACACAGACACAGGCAAGGACAUGGACAAGGACACGGGCAAGGACACGGGCAAGGACACGGACACAGGCAAGGACACAGGCAAGGACACGGGCAAGGACACGGGCAAGGACACGGACAUGGACAUGGGCACAAACAUGGACAUGGACAUGGGCACAACCAUGGACAUGGACAUGGGCACAACCACGGACACGGUGUCCGGAGAGGACUGACCCCCCACCCCGAUCCCCACUCCCCACUUGUGCCACUCCCCCCUUUCUAUUUAAACUGGUUUUGUCACAU